AUGUUCGUGGGUAGCAAGCUCAGUCUGCAGACCCUGCUACGUAAAUGCUAUAAGUUCGUCGAAGGUGUGCGGGCCAAGCGGUGUGCUGCAAGUGUGGGUGUCAGUAGAAAUACUGCCAUGGAAUGGUACACCAUUUGCCGCGGGGCCUGCUCACACGCACUUCGAUCCGCCGUAACCCAAAUUGGGGGACCAGGCGUCGAAGUGCAGAUAGACGAGACGCUCAUAAGUCGCCGCAAGUACCACAAGGGACGACCGCGGCGCCAGUUGUGGGUCGUCGGUAUGUACGAUACAGGCAGGCGGAAAGCCCUGCUUGAUCAGGUUAACAACCGCAGCUGGCAGGCCCUAAGGCCCGUCAUAGUGAAGUGGGUGGCUGCUGGUAGUGUUAUCGUAACCGAUGAGUGGAAGGGUUAUACCCGCCUACCGUCGGAAGGUUUCACACACUACACUGUCAACCACAGUAGGGUCUUCGAGAGUCCCACAACGGGUCGGCAUACGAACGCCGUAGAGGCCUACUGGAGCAGAUUGAAGAGGAAGCUGCAGGAGUCUGGUCCUGUCUGUGGUAGAGCAGUGUGGGCCCAUCUAGAUGAGGUUCAGUACCGCCUCUGGUUCGACCUAAGGGCCGACAACAUGGCAGCUUCCUGGGAAACUUUCCUGCAACACUGGGCAGAAGCAUAUCCAAUUGAGGAGAGCCAACCAACGGCGAUUGGAUAA
This is a messenger RNA of Spirometra erinaceieuropaei, 711 nucleotides long. The record is from the annotation of a GenBank genome assembly. Lineage: Eukaryota; Metazoa; Platyhelminthes; Cestoda; Diphyllobothriidea; Diphyllobothriidae.